AUGAUUUUCGGAGGUGAAUUUUUGAUGGGGCGAUCUGCUAGAGCCUCCAUUUGGGGGAGGGAUAGUGAGAACGUAGCGCUGCCAUUGGAUAAAUUAUCCUUGGGUUAUAUCGAUAAAGACGGUUUAUCAAGCUCCAGGAGCAAGGGGAAGCUGUUUGUCGUUUUGGUAUCAACUGGAAGUUUUAAUCCUCCUACAUACAUGCACUUGCGCUGUUUUGAAUUAGCAAGAGAUGCUCUAAUAUCGAAAGGCUUUUGUGUCACUGGGGGUUACAUGUCGCCUGUAAAUGAUGCAUACAAGAAAAAGGGUCUCGUACAAGCUGAACAUCGUGUUGCAAUGUGUACUCUUGCUUGUAAAAGUUCCGAUUUCGUGAUGGUAGAUUCGUGGGAGGCAAGUCAAAGCUCUUACCAACGCACGUUAACGAUUUUGUCUAGAGUUAGGGACUCAUUACGUGAGAGUGAAAUUGUAUCCUGCGAGUCACUUAAGGUCUUGCUCGUUUGUGGUUCUGAUCUGUUAGAAUCCUUCAGUAUUCCUGGAUUUUGGAUUCGUGAUCAGGUCCGAACUAUUUGUCGAGACUUUGGGUUGGUUUGUAUACAGAGAGGUGGCCAAGAUGUUGAGAAUAUUAUAUCUAAGGAUGAUAUUUUGACCGAGUACAAGGAUAAUAUUGUAAUCGUCGAUGAAGUGGUACCAAAUGGGAUUAGUUCAACCGGGCUAAGGGACUGCAUUUCAAGAGGAUUGUCUGUGAAGUAUUUGACAGAUGAUGAAGUGAUUGAUUAUAUUAGACAAAAUCGUGUCUACUCUCACUCUCUCAGGCUCCUCAGCAGCGCCACCGCCACCGUGACGGCCGGUGAUGUCAGGCGGAGGCGAUCUGCGACGGAUAACCGAGGUUCAAGCCUCAAGGUUUAUGCAAGCUGUUUAGGCGUUGUGGAAAAGGACCCUUAUAGGCUUGACGAAAUGUCAUUUCCUGAAGAAACUUUUAGAUUGCAUAUACUUUUCUGCAUGGAUGUUCCUGAUACCCAUAAAAUGUCAAUCCAAUCUAGGGCACUGGUUGUCCCUGACCCAUCAGCAUUAAGGCACCUUGGACAAAAUUCUCCCUGUAUAAAGGAAGAAAUACAAAAUGGAGUCGAUAUUCAGUCCCCCGCGUCAGUGGUGAACCACUCUCAGAAACUUCAAGAUGACUUGCAGGAACUUGGUCAAAGAAUUAAGCACCAUGAAGACAAUAUCAAAUACUUAAGAUGUCUGAAGAAUAGAUUAGAUGGGUCAAUCCUUGAUAUGCAAGUUGCUAUUGGGAAGUAUCAUAUUGGAAAUUUAUCUGGAAGCGGAAAUGAAGGUCUUGCCUCAGUGGAAAGUGAGGAAGAUGUACUUCAGCAAAUCCUGAAGUACGAGAAUUCUGCAGUAGCCAUGUUGUGUAAGAUGAAAUAUAACCGUGAAGCUCAGGCCUCUGAUCACUCGUUGACUGAAGAUGUGCUUGGUGUUGUUGCUAUACUGGGAAAAGUUGACGAUGCUAACCUUAGCAGGCUUCUAUCAGAGUAUUUGGGUUUGGAAACAAUGUUAGCAGUGGUCUGCAAGACCUAUGAAGGAGUCAAAGCCCUUGAGGGAUACACCAAAGAUGGUUCGAUUAAUAAAGGUUCGGGCGUGCAUGCACUAGCUGCAUUAGCUGGACGGCUUCUGGAUGAACGAUUCCUUGUCAUUUGUCUUGAAAAUCUGAGACCGUAUUCUGGUCAGAUAAUAGCUGAUGACACUCAACGGAGGCUUGAUCUUUUGAAGCCAAGAACAACUAGUGGGGAGACUCCAGCUGGAUUUCUUGGUUUUGCUGUAAAUAUGGUGAAAAUUGAUGGCACUUACUUAUACUGUACCCCGAAAAACAAACACAGUCUGAGAGAGACGCUAUUCUAUUACCUUUUCUCGGACUUGCAAGUAUACAGAUCAAGAGGUGACAUGUUAAAGGCUCGGUCUUAUAUAGCACAUGGAGCCAUAUCUCUCGAUGGAGGGUUGAUAAGAAGUCCCGGGUUGUUCUCCUUGGGUCAUCAUAAGAUGGAAAUAGAUGUGAAGUUCCCCAGUGACUCGAAAAGGACUCUCCCAGCAACCUAUUUCGAAAUUGAAAAUCAACUUAAGGAGACAAAAUGGAAGAAGGAGCGAGCGUUGGAAGAUAUGCAACGAGAGCAGGCACUAUUAGACCGUGAAAAGUUCAACUACGAGUUAAAAAAGAAAGAUUUUGUCCAGUUUAUUGCUGAAAGCGGAUCAUAUGCUGCUCAGUCUCAGAUGGGACGUGUGUCGACCCCUAGAUGAUUUUCGUGGAGUCGAGACUCGGCCGUUCAGAAAAUGAAUUAGAAAGACACAUUUCAGCAUGAAAUUCCUCAAUUGUCGACAUUUUCGCUUGACCUUACGGAGGUGUGAUUAGUCCAGACUUUUGUGUAUUUUUCGCUGACAAGCACCAAUAGCUUAGUUAAAAUGUUUGAAGUGACUAUAAUUGAUUGAUUUCCCAAAAACCAUGAUUUCUAGUACAUAUAAACUGUUUUUCAGCUUUAAGUAUCAUAUGAUGAAAUUGAAAACUUUUUUCAGUUUUCCAAAGUCUUUUUUGGGCAACAUGAGAUUUGCUGUUUCUUAUGGGCUCUUUUUUUCUCUUUGGGAGAUCUUUUCUUGAUUUGAGACUUUGACUAUGGGUUUGUCGAAAUAUUUG
Striga asiatica is the source of this 2677-nucleotide messenger RNA. NCBI's taxonomy places the organism in Eukaryota, Viridiplantae, Streptophyta, Magnoliopsida, Lamiales, Orobanchaceae. The record is from the annotation of a GenBank genome assembly.